AACCAAUUGAUAGUUGUCGUCAGUCAGCCAUUACUACAGCCUUUUCCGCUUUGAUUUUGCAAACGUAUAACACGUGUGUGUCUUCAGCACUAACAGUGACAUUUGUGGGAUCAACUAAUUUUUGGACGACAACAACAACAGUAUGGCCGAAGACGAAGCUCAAGCAGCCGCCACCGCUGCCGCCGGUAUACCCAAGAAGCGUACGUUCAAGAAGUUUAUUCGUGGUGUCGACUUGGAUCAGUUGCUCGACAAGAACAACAAAGAACUGAUGGAGUUGUUUACCUGUCGWGUWCGSCGACGGCUGGCACGCGGUCUGAAACGCAAACCGAUGGCACUGAUGAAAAAGUUACGCAAAGCCAAGAAAGAGUGUCCGGCRCUGGAAAAGCCCGAAGUAGUGAAGACACACUUACGCGAUAUGAUUGUAUUGCCCGAAAUGGUCGGUUCGGUUGUCGGCGUAUACAAUGGCAAGACAUUCAAUCAGGUAGAGAUCAAACCGGARAUGAUUGGCCAUUAUUUGGGUGAAUUUAGUAUCACAUAUAAGCCGGUCAAACACGGCCGACCCGGUAUCGGUGCCACUCACUCGUCCCGAUUCAUACCGUUGAAGUAGAUGUGUGUGUGUWUGUAAUGUUGUAAUAAUAAUAAUAAUAAAUAUUAUUUGA
Messenger RNA from Oppia nitens, 659 nucleotides. It is a transcript of the gene RpS15, whose product is annotated as 40S ribosomal protein S15-like. Gene Ontology annotation, cellular component: cytosolic small ribosomal subunit; ribosome. Gene Ontology annotation, biological process: translation; ribosomal small subunit assembly. Gene Ontology annotation, molecular function: structural constituent of ribosome; RNA binding. NCBI's taxonomy places the organism in Eukaryota, Metazoa, Arthropoda, Arachnida, Sarcoptiformes, Oppiidae. The record is from RefSeq and is a predicted model, not a curated record.